Dromiciops gliroides (monito del monte) is the source of this 3416-nucleotide messenger RNA. RefSeq names its product BORA aurora kinase A activator (gene BORA). Bases 165 to 1856 code for a protein of 563 amino acids. Gene Ontology annotation, molecular function: protein kinase binding. The record is from RefSeq and is a predicted model, not a curated record. Gene Ontology annotation, biological process: activation of protein kinase activity; regulation of mitotic nuclear division; regulation of mitotic spindle organization. Gene Ontology annotation, cellular component: cytoplasm; nucleus. The transcript has 12 exons. Lineage: Eukaryota; Metazoa; Chordata; Mammalia; Microbiotheria; Microbiotheriidae.
CAAGGCAUCUUGGAAUCUGGGAGUUAAAGAGUAGCUGCUGCUCCUGCCGCUGCCGCUACGGCUGCUGAACCCCCGGGAGAGCCACCUGGAUUCUCGAUCUCUGCCGAUCCCCACCGUGAGGGUCGUGGCUUCUCAUCCACCGCUUCUAGUUUUGUCACUGUGCUAUGGGAGAUGUCAAAGAAGCUAAGAUGCAAAUAACACCGGAAACUCCAGGGAAGAUCCCGGUUCUAAAUCCUUUUGAAAGUCCCAGUGAUUAUUCUAGUCUACAAGAACAAAUCGUUUCCAGUCCUAAUGUUUUUAAAUCAACAAAGGCCUCAUCAACUCCAGGGAAAUUUAGAUGGUCUAUUGAUCAACUUGCUGUCAUAAAUCCUGUGGAAAUAGACCCAGAAGACAUUCAUCGUCAAGCUUUAUAUUUAAGUCAUUCUGGAAUAGAUAAAGAUGUGGAAGACAAAAGACAAAAAGCGAUUGAAGAGUUUUUCACCAAAGGCGUCAUUGUACCCUCUCCUUGGACUGAGCAUGAAGGAAAACAACUUUCACAAUGUCAGUCUAGUAAAUGUAUAGACAUAAACAACGUAUCUCCAAUUGGAAGAGAACUGACCCUACCUUCUGGAAAAAACAGUGUUGCUUGUCAGACAUUGUUGUCUCUCCCUGUGGAUUUUAAUUUAGAAAAACUGUUGGGGGAAUAUUUUAGAGCAGAUGAAUUUGCGGACCAAUCUCAAGAAAAUCUCAGUUCCUCAUCUCUAAGAAGAAAACUGUUUUUAGAUGGAAAUGGAAGUAUGUCUGACUCCUUGUCUCCAACUUCUCCCAAGAGUCCGUAUAAUAAUGCUCCAGCCUCACUUGAAGUCCUUUAUUCAAUAGAUUUAUCCCCAGUUAGGUGUAGGAGCCCUGUGGAAACACCAAGUUCGGGCCAGUUUUCCUCUAGUCCUAUUCGGGGAGGUACAAGAAAAUAUAGCUUGGAAAGCAUAACGAGUCCUUCAUUUCCACGGCACCCCCCUACAACUAUUGCUUCACCAACCUUCUCUCCAAUUGCUUUUCAAAUAGGAAAAACACCACUCUCUGAAUCAAGAAAGUUUACCUUUCGCUCUCCUGAUGUGCCAUCUGCUCCAAAUUCUAAUGGCAUUACCAACUCCUGUACUAGAAGUCCUUAUAUAGAUGGUUGCUCUCCAAUUAAAAAUUGGUCUCCUAUGAAACUUGGGAUGUGCAAAGGAGGUACUCAGUACCGUACAUCACUCAUUCGGAUACCUUUUACUCUUGAGCAUCAUAAUGAAGAAGAAGAAAAAGAAAAUGCUCCUCCCACAGAUGCCUGUUUACCACCAAUGGAUACUGCUGGCAUACAUCUGCGACAGCUAGAUGGGGAUGCUUUUGCACAUGGCACACAUUUAGUUGUGGCUACCAUGUCUAUUACAAAAGAUCAGCCUAGUCCUUGUGAGAAAGAAUUGGCAUUAAUGCAAGACAUUGAAGGUGAAAAGGAGAAUAGCUCUGUAGAUAUGGUUGAUCCUGUAGAGAUAGCAGAUGAGAACAUUUGGGUUAAGGAUACAGUUGGUAAUGGGAGUUUACCAAUGACUGGAUUUAUGACAGGUAUUGCUUUCAGUAUUGAAAGCUCUCAUAUGUGCAUGUCACCUCUUGCAGAAAGCAGUGUCAUCCCUUGUGAAAGCAGCAGCAUUCAGGUGGAUAGUGGCUAUAAUACACAGACUUGUGGGAGCAGUAUUAUUGAUACAAUUGGAAUUGGAACAGAGAGCUAUUGUAGGGAAAGUGAUGCGCCAUCCUUUGAAGUUCAGAACAAAUCUCAAGUUCCUGAAGCAAAGCAAGAACAUACAACACAAGGAUAUUGGAGGAAAACAGCACGUCCUUCAUAGAAAUGUGUGUAUCAGAACUGUAGACAGACCAUCACUGAAUUGCUAAUUGCAGAUAUUCUGUACACAAGCUCAAUAAUGUGAUUAUGAUUGGAAGAAAACUGCCUUGACUACAUAUUGAACCCUUUAACCCUUCCCAGUGUGAAAGUUGGCACUGAAAAUCAAAUGCCCAAGUUGAUGUUUACAAGAAAAAGAAGGGCAGAAAAGUUCCUGAAACUUCACUAAAUCACAGAAGUAGACAUUUAUUUUUAUCAUUAAAUCUUCAUAAUUACCUCGUGACUUGAUCAUAACUAAUUUUUUGUUAAAUGUGACAUGAUGAUGAUUCUGAUGUAGGGAAUUAAUAAAUUGUCAACUUAAUUUUCAUAUUUCUGUUUAGCAUUACUCUUUAAAUGGGUAACCAUUAAAUAAGACUUUGUUACAAUAAAUGUGAAAUUACUUUGACCAAAAACAAGCUUAGUUUAUUCAGUAUGCAGUCUUCAAUCAAUAGACCUAGUCAGCCCCAGCUAGGUGGAAACUGAGGUGUUUUUCUGCCACCCCUUAUUUGCAAAAACUAAGGUAUUUAAUGAAAACUCCUUCACUAACCUAUUCCAUAGAAAUAAAUCCACAACUGACCCACUUCAUUUUGAAAUGUGACAUUUUUCUAUCAGAGCUUAACUUAUAUCCUUUUCUCUCCCUGCAUCUUACUACCAAUUCUAAACCAUUGUCUUCAUUGCAAAUGCUAGUCAUUGUCCUCAUUGCUUAAUUGGCUCAUCACUCCAGCUCUGGCUGGAAUUUAUUAAGUUAACAGCCCUCUACACUGCUAAAUCCUGACAGGGGAAAUCAUAAAACCAAGAGGUCCACUACACAUCAUCGUUUUGGUCUUACUUGACUGGCUAUCCCAUUCUCCAAAGCACCUGUUCCAAACCCCUCUUCAAGCCCUUCAUACCAGCCAAGUCCAUCAAGUUCAUACUUUAAAUUGAAACUAUUUUUUAGCUCUUUGCUCAUUCGACCUUAUAUCUUAUUCCUCAUUCUCUUCCUUUGAUCUAUUAAAUGCCUUCUAUAUAUGCAUCAUAUUUUUCUUCAAACUAUGAACUGGCUUUCUUUGCUCAUUACAAAUAUGCCUAGCACACAUAUCCUAACAAAAUAAAAACCACUUGACCCUACCAUUCAAUCAAGCUAUUGUCCUAUAUAUUUUCUCCUGAAUUUGGCCAAAGAUCUCAUGUAGUUUUACAUAAUUUCCACUCCAGUUCAUUUUACUUUACUCAUUUGCAAUCUGGUUUUUGUACCCCACCACUCAACUAAAAGCUAUUCUCUCUCAAAGACCACUUAUGAUCUCAUUCACUUCCUCUACAUUUCCUGACACCUAUGGCUAUUUCCUCCUCCUUUUGUGAAAUUGCUUCUGAUGGAUUCUUUUGGACAGGAAAAAGCUGGUAUUGGCUCUCACUGCUGGCUAGUGAGGGAGAAUCAGCUUGUCCUCAUUUGAGUUCUUCACUAGUUGUGUGACUCUGGGUGAGUCACUUAGCCCACUUUGUUUCAGCUCCUCAUCUGUAAAAUGAGCUGGAGAAGGAAAUGUUGAACCAGUCC